Molecule: messenger RNA, 4010 nt
Organism: Chelmon rostratus (copperband butterflyfish)
Lineage: Eukaryota; Metazoa; Chordata; Actinopteri; Chaetodontiformes; Chaetodontidae
Gene: wdr44
Product: WD repeat domain 44
Exons: 20
Coding region: 424-3144 (906 amino acids)
Molecular function (GO): protein binding
Source: RefSeq, a predicted model, not a curated record
UUUGUGUUACUGGUUUGUUUAUGACGCGGUGCACUGCCUCCGUUAGCCUCACAGUUGGCCAAGUGUAUGUUAUUCUUAAACGCGCUUUUUGGUUUCUGCUGUCAUGGCAGAUAUUAUGCUGUGAACGAGACAGAGCGGUAGAAAGCUAGUUAGCAUUAGGCGUUGGUCAGUCGUAGGAACAAAUUACAUUUGUUAGCCUAGCAUUUAGCUAGCCUACUGUAACGUUAUGACGUGACGUUGGACAGGAAAGUGGUUGUUUGACGACGCCUGGCCCAAGUCUUGUAAAUUAUACGAUAAAUCUCGAGCAGGCAGUAUAUAGAGAGAUAAGCGCAUGUGUGUGACACUUCCAUCCACAGGUUAGGCUUUUAGACAGCUGCCUGGCGACUAAACUUUGACGAGCUAGUUAGCUAAAUUCAUGUUAGCAUGGCGUCAGAUACAAGUGACACCGAGGAAUUCUAUGAUGCUCCCGAGGACGUUAAUUUUACUCCAUCUCCAAAAGUGUCACCUGCAAAGUUUGUCAUUCCUUCACCUCAGCUUCCACAGAGAUCGGUAAAUGCUGCACAAGAAGUGGCCGCAUCGGAGACUCAGCAAGAUGAUUCCCUACUGAUCAUUGAUAGCAUAAUUGAGGAGAGUCAAAAGGGAAGUGUUGGUGAGGUGGCUCAGCUGUUAGAUCAGCUAAAUGUUGAUGUAAGAGCAGAACCGGAGCCACAGGAAGAUAAUAAUGCUCAGGAAGUUCCUGUGGAGUUAGCAGCGCCAGCUCGUGAACCUCAGCUUGCGGAGAGGCCAGAAGAACAACAGGAACAUGCAGCAAUGAACGGAGCGUGCUCUAUACCUGCCCCUGAACCCACAGAUUUCCCAGGACCAUCAGUUGGAUCAAAAGAUGGUGUUCAGCCCCCAGACAUCACCAGCACUGUAGGACAGAAUCAUCCUGAUGGGGCAGCUGUGGGUGCAGAAGGGGAGCAGGAGCAGAGACCGGCAGAUAUCUUAGACCAGGUCCCCUUCACAGACGGGCAGGCUGACUCAGACUCCUCUGGGCCUAUGAAACCCCCACGGCAAUUCACAGUGGAACCAGACAUCGUAGCCAGCACCAAGAAGCCUCCUCCCUCACGUCCACCCCCUCCCAGUGGAGGUCCUCCACCAAGACCACCUCCACCGUCUUGGCAAAGUCUGCCUUCCAAGAAGUCUCAGGAAUGUCUGAGGCUGAGUGGACUGGAAGUGUCUGCGGUCGGUCCAGUCAGCGGCGAAGCUCUGGAGCCUUCUGGCCUGUUGUCCCCUAGCAGCACAGUGAGGAGUCUUACCAAAGAGCUGCAGCAUUCCCUUGAUCUGGCCAGUGCCACCAGUGGGGACAAGGUGGUGACAGCACAGGAAAAUGAGGAUGAACAGGCCUCUUCUCAGAGUGGAGGACAAACUCCAGGCCCUCAGCGUCCACGUUCCAACUCUGGUAGAGAACUGACAGAUGAAGAAAUCCUGGCCAGUGUGAUGAUCAAGAAUCUGGACACUGGGGAAGAGAUCCCUCUAAUCCAAGCAGAGGAGAAACUUCCUGCAGGGAUCAACCCCCUCACCCUGCACAUUAUGAGGAGGACCAAGGAGUACAUUACGAAUGAUGCAGCACAGUCAGAUGAUGAUGACAAGUCUCAGGCGCCACUGGCUGACACAGAUGGUGGAAAACUGAAACAGAAAACAACUCAGUUCAAGAAAUUCCUGGGCAAGUCUGUGAAAAAAGCCAAGCAUCUCGCUGAGGAGUAUGGAGAGAAGGCAGUCAACAAAGUGAAGAGUGUGCGUGAUGAAGUGUUCCAUACAGAUCAGGACGAUCCGUCGUCAAGUGACGAUGAGGGCAUGCCUUACACCAGGCCUGCCAAGUUCAAGGCAGCACACAGCUUCAAGGGUCCAUUUGACUUUGAUCAGAUUAAGGUUGUGCAGGACCUGAGUGGAGAGCACAUGGGGGCUGUUUGGACGAUGAAGUUCUCUCACUGCGGGAGGUUGCUGGCAACUGCAGGCCAAGAUAAUGUGGUCCGCAUCUGGGUGUUGAAGACUGCCUUUGACUACUUUAAUAACAUGAGAUUAAAGUACAACACUGAAGGUCGAGUUUCACCAUCUCCCUCUCAGGAAAGUUUAUGCUCCUCUAAAUCUGAUGAUCCUGGGGCAAGUUGUGUUCCAGAGGACCCAGAGACAGAAGAUAGGAAUGCCCCUUUCCGUCAAGUCCCAUUCUGCAAGUAUAAAGGUCAUACGGCUGAUCUGUUGGACUUGUCCUGGUCAAAGAACUUUUUCCUACUCUCCUCCUCCAUGGAUAAAACAGUCAGGUUAUGGCACAUAUCCAGGAGAGAGUGUCUCUGCUGCUUUCAGCACAUUGAUUUCGUCACAGCCAUUGCUUUCCAUCCCAGAGAUGACAGAUACUUUUUGAGUGGCUCUCUGGAUGGAAAGCUACGGCUCUGGAACAUUCCAGACAAGAAGGUGGCGCUGUGGAACGAGGUAGACGGCCAAACGCGCCUCAUCACUGCAGCUAACUUCUGCCAAAAUGGGAAGUAUGCUGUCAUCGGCACCUACGAUGGCCGAUGCAUCUUCUAUGACACAGAGCGUCUGAAGUACCACACUCAGAUUCACGUGAGGUCCACCAGAGGCAGGAACAAAGUUGGCCGCAAAAUCACCGGCAUUGAACCUCUACCUGGAGAGAAUAAGAUUUUGGUAACCUCAAAUGAUUCCCGCAUUCGCCUUUAUGACCUGAGGGACUUGUCUUUAUCCAUGAAAUACAAAGGUUAUGUUAACAGCAGCAGCCAGAUCAAGGCGAGCUUCAGUCAUGACUACUCCUUCAUAGUCAGUGGCUCAGAGGAUAAGUACGUGUAUAUCUGGAGCACUUACCAUGACCUGAGCAAAUUCACAUCUGUACGACGGGACCGCAAUGACUUCUGGGAAGGAAUUAAAGCACACAAUGCAGUGGUCACGUCAGCGAUUUUUGCACCCCACCCCGGCCUUAUUGUUCCACAAGAAACUGGAGCAGAGAAACCAGAAGCAGAGUGUAAGAGUCUGGACUCCACAGACUCUGAAACAAUACCCUCAGGAGCCCUAAAGACAGAUCACACAGAGGUUCUACUCUCUGCCGACUUCACUGGAGCCAUCAAGGUUUUCAUCAAUGUAAAAAAGUACUGAGCACUUCAGAAGUUGUCAGCUCCUCACAUUCAGCCUGUCUGUUGGAUGAAGGACAGCCCGUCGGGCCAUCUAACAUCACCCUACUACCUAAUGGCCAAUGCUCUGAGACAAAGAGCCAUCUGUAGCUUUUUCGGGAGAACAGGGACCCUAAAAUGGAAGAUGAGGGAAUGGGUGGAAGAACUGUACAAAAAGAACAAGGUGUGAUUCCCUGACACAUUUCUAUUUUUUAUCUUUAAUACCAAGCAACUGUGAAUGGUUUGGCAUUAAGAGGUAAAGGGCUGGAAAUGCCGAGUGUGUGUGUUCAGAUAUGUAUGUGUAAAUUUACGGCUGUAUGGUCAAGACUGAGCUUAGCUUGAAGGGUAUUUGUAACUGUACGGGCACCUUAGUUUCUCCCAGAUUUCCAAAAAAUUUGGUGAAGUCCCUAAGAAGUGCAAGACACUGUCCCAAUCUCAGUCACAGAUUUUAAUGUGUCAAGAGAACAAUUUGUAACCAUUUGUCUUGAAAGCAAGGUGGUUUGAAAUGUUACUUACAAAUUAUUUGUGCCUACAAAAUCUAGAUCGCUUUUCUAAAUUCAACUUCUCAAGCUUUCCUCUAAAAGAUAUCAAACAUUUCAGUGGAUGAAAGCAAAUCCAGGGUGCAGGUAAUCUGUAGACGGUUACUAAUGAUUAGGGCUGGGUAUCUUAAAUUUUUUCAGAAACAAUUCUGGCUCUUAAGUACUUUUGAUAAAUUGUUUUGUUCAAUGAAAGCACAUUUCAUUUAAUAUAAUAGUACUGUAAAUUUAGUGUGUAACAUCACAUACUGCUUUUGUAAACAGAACCAAAUGAUGCUCUAUUAAUGUCCUCAAUAAAAAUCCCCACAAACUUGAA